AUGUCAAUCAUCCCCAGCUCCAACAUAUCGCGCUCUCCUUCGCCUUCGGACUCCGAAGACGACGAUGACAGUGGCGUCGUCCAAUAUCGCGAACCAAGUGAAGCUGCUCUUGAGGGAUUCCGUUUGUUUUGCAACACAAGGAAACCUAUGACACAACUUUCCCGUGCCCUCACUGUCGAUUACGAAUUGGUCAACGAUCCUUAUUAUAAUGGCCCAGAUAAACUGAGCUUUGGCUUCGGGGUCACAUCGGACACCUUGAUCCAGUAUGCACUGGAGAGGAGACUGGUCGAUCCUCGAAAGCUGACGAAGGGUGACCCAAAAUUUAUCGGCUGGGAGCGCUUCCGAGCUAUCAAUGCAGUGGUCAAACACCUAGAGUGCAUCACCGGGGCUCCCAGGCUCUAUAUCCGCUUCCCCACGUCUCCCGAUUACGAGUACAUGAUCUCUCUGUACGACAACUACUCGAAGAGGGUUGAUGAGAUGGACGAGCAGGAUGAGAAGGAAGUUCUCGAGAUAUUGAGAAAAGAGUUGAACAUCCCAGACGACGUGCCAGCGAUGUGGUGGUUUGAGAUGGAAGGCUAUUAA
This is a messenger RNA of Stereum hirsutum FP-91666 SS1, 582 nucleotides long. RefSeq lists its product as uncharacterized. NCBI's taxonomy places the organism in Eukaryota, Fungi, Basidiomycota, Agaricomycetes, Russulales, Stereaceae. Bases 1 to 582 code for a protein of 193 amino acids. The transcript has 2 exons. The record is from RefSeq and is a predicted model, not a curated record.